Messenger RNA from Dermochelys coriacea (leatherback sea turtle), 2819 nucleotides. It is a transcript of the gene PAX9, whose product is annotated as paired box 9. Gene Ontology annotation, molecular function: DNA-binding transcription factor activity, RNA polymerase II-specific; RNA polymerase II cis-regulatory region sequence-specific DNA binding. The coding region runs from base 453 to 1478 and encodes 341 amino acids. Lineage: Eukaryota; Metazoa; Chordata; Testudines; Dermochelyidae. Gene Ontology annotation, biological process: regulation of transcription by RNA polymerase II; anatomical structure development. The record is from RefSeq and is a predicted model, not a curated record. The transcript has 4 exons.
ACUCUCUGUGCGACUUACCACUAGGUAGGUAUUUAAUAUUCGUCUCUAUUGUAUUAGGAAUCCAGGUGCUGAGCAUGCCUGCAAAAGAAAGCGGAAGAGCCUUCCAGGAUUAUGCUGUCUAUCAUCGUUGAGCACCAAUUGGAAGCCUUCGUUUCCUUGGGUCCGCCCCUUGGAGGGGGUGUGCCUCUGAUGACUGAUAGACUGAGACGCCCGGCCCAGCCCAGCCCAGCCCAGCCCACGUUGCUGUGAGAUUGAAAUGCAGAACUCAAGUCUCUUUCAUCGGGAAACAGACUUCCUUUUGGCCUUUUUCCUUACGUUCUUGCUAUCUCCCAGAGUGGAAAUCAGAGGGACCCGUGGACUUUUCCAGCCGGGAUUGCAGGAGGCCGGGAGACUGAAUCUGUUGUUCAAUUCCCUUUUGGAAGAUUAGUCUCAUUGGUGUCCUGCUCAGAGCAAUGGAACCUGCCUUUGGGGAAGUGAACCAGCUCGGAGGGGUGUUUGUGAAUGGGAGACCCUUGCCCAAUGCCAUCCGGCUCCGGAUUGUGGAAUUGGCCCAACUGGGCAUCAGACCCUGUGACAUCAGCCGACAACUGCGGGUUUCCCAUGGUUGUGUGAGCAAAAUCCUGGCGCGCUACAAUGAGACUGGCUCCAUCCUACCAGGGGCGAUCGGAGGCAGCAAGCCUCGGGUCACCACCCCUACGGUGGUGAAACAUAUCCGGACCUACAAACAAAGAGAUCCGGGCAUCUUUGCCUGGGAGAUUCGAGACCGACUGCUGGCGGAUGGCGUGUGUGACAAGUACAAUGUGCCUUCGGUCAGCUCCAUCAGUCGGAUCCUCCGGAACAAAAUUGGAAAUCUCUCUCAGCAGAGUCACUACGAAUCCUACAAACAGCAUCAGCCCCCUCCACAGCCUGCUCUGCCUUACAACCACAUAUACUCCUAUCCCAACCCCAUCACUGCUGCAGGAGCCAAAGUGCCAACCCCGCCGGGAGUGCCAGCAAUCCCCAGCACCAUGGCUAUGCCUAGGACCUGGCCCUCUUCCCAUUCAGUCACGGAUAUCCUGGGGAUCAGGUCCAUAACAGACCAAGUGAGUGACAGCUCGCCGUAUCACAGCCCCAAAGUGGAAGAAUGGAGCAGCCUGAGCAGAAAUAGCUUCCCCCCUUCGGCCCAGCAUGCUUUGAAUGGACUGGAGAAGAGCUCCCUGGAGCAGGAGGCCAAGUACAGCCAGGCACCAAAUGGUCUUCCAACGGUGAGCGGUUUUGUCUCAGCAUCAACUAUGGCGCCUUACCCUACACCAGCCCAAGUGUCCCCUUAUAUGACAUACAGUGCUGCCCCUUCUGGUUAUGUGACAGGCCAUGGUUGGCAGCAUGCUGGAAGCACUCCGCUCUCCCCUCACAACUGUGAUAUUCCUGCGUCACUGGCAUUCAAGGGCAUGCAAACAGCCCGAGAAGGUAGUCACUCUGUCACAGCCUCUGCUCUCUGAUACGAAACUCAUUCUAGAACAACUCAACCUUUUUCCUCCCCUCAAUGGCUCAGAGACUGAUCUUUUGUGUUGGUGACAUUUACAGAUUUCUCCCCAUGACUUUUCUCCCACAAAGUCUUUGGACUGAACUAGCCAAAACAACAUAAGAAACUGAUCCAUGGGUUGUUGCCCUUGCACUGUUUUAAGUAAAGAAGAUCUUACAUCCCUCAAAGGGCUCAUGGGACUUUCAUUGGUAAAACCACCCAUAUUUAUUCUAAGUCAACAAGAACUCUAUAAAUGUGCAAUUGUCGUUGAGAUUGUGUACAAAUCAAUAAAGAAAAAUCAAUAGGGAAAGAUAUGCUAUGCCUCUAAUCAACAAAAGUGGCCAAACAGAAGUUAUUUGCUGAUGAUCUGUCUCUAGAGAACAAAUCAUUUAUCGACAAGGUUAAGUGAUUCACUGUUAUUGUUAAGAUAUUGCUUUUUUUUGUUUAUCAAAUAUAGAACCAAGGCAAUAUGUGGCUCUCACAUUCUUCCUGUAUUUCAUCCUGUUACAAAAACAGUAAGGUGUUUGUAUUUCUAUCUAUUUGUAAAUAUAAGCUUUGGACAGCAUCUGUGUUUCCAUUCCACAGUACAUUUCUGCUACUUUUUUAUGUUAAAAAGUGACUUUCUAGGUCUUUUCUGUUUCUUGCUUGGUGUUGGCAAGCACCUCAGGUAACUGAGGUUGAGACAGUUCUUUUGGCAUGUUUUGUGCAUACAAUGGAGGCUUCAACAUCUUAAGAAAGACAUUUUGUUUCUUCAGCAGAGGACUCAAAGGCAAUCGACCAAAUAACUCUCCCAGGUCAUACCCAUCUUCCAGAGUCAUGACACAACCACACAUGUGCCAAGUGUACAAAACAGAAGCAGGUGGAAAAUAGCUGAACAAAACCAAGAACUGUAGAGGAAAGUGAUUUAGAAGUUUAAUGUGAAACUUGUGCAGAGACACUUAAAAGAAUCAAUUUAAGUUAACAAAACCACUGUGAAACAAAACUGUACUGUCAUUGUUGGCUUCCCUGUGUUCAGCAAUUUCAGCCCCAACAUUAUGUUAUAACUUUUUGAAAAGAAAAAGCUGUCUUAAAAUUUCUGCUUUAUUGAAUGUAAAAAUGGCUCCCGAUAAAGUUUACAUUGUUGUACAUAAACAUGUUUCACUCAUAGGUAUACUGGUGGCGGUCUGACAAAUACAAAUUUAUUUAAUGUUAAACUCCCUUUUGGCAUUUCUGUAUCUAUUGGCAAACAUUCUGUCCCAAUAAUUUUGCUUUAAAUUUUUCUACUUGACAUUAACCCCCCAAAAGCUAAUAUUCUGGUCUUUUCAAACUUACCUGUUUU